GCUCUCUUCAUGUUUUCCAAUGUAAAUGGUGUGGCCAUGGGAUUAUCUGUGUAAUAAGACUUUAAAAAGAGCUGCAUUUAUAGAGCCUUGUGUGUGCAAAUGGUAAAGGAAGUAUCUGUUACUACAUUUAGCCCAGAUUAGUUUUAUUCCCUUGCUAAUUAAACCAUAUCUAACAUGGACAUUGUAGGCCUUCUGGAAAAAGGACUUGCCUUGUUUAUGAUUUUUGAAAUGUCAAAAGUGUUUUUAGAACUGUUUUCAAACAUAAACAGAGCAGGUCUAAACAAAAUCACAGCUUCCUUGAAGUCUGUCUGAGAGCUGUAAAAAAUACAUGACAUCUAUUCUUGAGAUAAUUAGAUAAAUCUCAAAUAAUGAUGUUGCUGGAUUGACCAGGUAUUAGUCUAUGAAAGGUACAGUGGUGACUGGAAUGAAGAGUCUGAAAAGAAUUGUGCUUUAUGAAUGUAAUUGUGGCAGGAGAAUUAUUAAUCCAAAUUCAAAUGUAAAAGUGGUUCACUGAGAUUUAAAUGUAUCUGCAUAGUUAAUGUAUAAAUAAUUAACAUUAAGCAUGCACUAUAAAUGAAGAAUUGUUAUAAUCAGAAACUGAUACAUUCUAGUAACUCAAGCAUACUCCAGAGCUUUUGUGGUAACCUUUCUUGUACAAAAAUAAUCAGAGAUUGAGCAGUUGUGGGCAUUCACUGGCAUUCUGUUAUGAUGGUAGCAGUAAUUCCUGAGGGGUACUUGUUAGAUGUUGAAAGUGAGGAGAGUUCUUCACCUGAAGGUGGAGUGAGUAUUUCAGCUGUUGUUGGUAGAUGUUUGGAAUACAUCAUCCGUGUUCAGAGAGGAGUUUCAGCAGAAAACAGCUGGCAGAUCGUGAGGCGAUACAGUGACUUUGACUUGCUUAAUAAUAGCUUGCAGAUCUCAACUCUAAGUCUACCUCUUCCUCCAAAAAAAUUGAUUGGAAAUAUGGAGCGUGAAUUCAUAGCUGAAAGACAGAAGGGACUCCAGGCCUAUCUCGAUGUAAUUACUACCCACCACAUCCUGUCCAACUGUGAAGCGGUAAAAAAGUUUUUGGACCCAAACAGCUAUUCUGUAAACUACACUGAAAUUGCCUUACAGCAUGUCUCAAUGUUCUUCCGAUCAGAACCAAAGUGGGAAGUGGUAGAACCAUUGAAAGACAUAGGUUGGCGAAUACGUAAGAAGUAUUUCUUAAUGAAGAUUAAGAAUCAACCAAAGGAACGGCUAGUGUUAAGCUGGACUGAUCUUGGCCCUGAUAAGUACUUGUCUGACAAAGACUUACAGUAUGCUGUGAAACUACUUUCUUCCUGUUCUCAUCCCUAUGUUUACAAAGUCACUUUUGCCAUUGCCAAUGAAUCUUCAGCGCUGGUUAUUAGACCAUUCAGUGAAAAAGGGACACUAAAAGACCUUAUUUAUAAGGCAAAGCCAAAAGAUCCAUUCCUGAAGAAGUAUUGCAAUCCUAAAAAAAUUCAAGGUCUUGAACUUCAGCAGAUAAAAACAUAUGGAAGGCAAAUCCUAGAGGUAUUAAAAUUCUUGCAUGAGAAAGGAUUUCCUUACGGCCAUCUUCACUCUGCCAAUGUGAUGUUGGAUGGGGAUACUUGCAAACUGCUGGAUCUAGAAAAUUCCUUGUUGGGACUUCCAUCAUUUUAUCGAUCAUACUGUUCACAGUUUCGGAAGAUUAAUACUUUAGAAGGUGUUGAUGUACAUUGCUUUGGACACUUACUCUUUGAAAUGACAUAUGGAAGACCCCCAGAUACGAUUCCAGUAGAGAGCUUCCCUCCUGCACCAUCAGUGUUUGUUGUGUCUGUGUUGGAAUCCAUUCUGACCUGUGAAGCUAUGAAGAAUGGCAUGCCAACUGUCUCACGGCUCUUACAGAUGCCAUUGUUCAGUGAUGUCCUACUAACAAACUCUGAGAAACCACAGUUUAAGAUCCCUACUAAGCUAAAAGAAGCAUUGAAAACCUCCAAGGAAUGCAUAGAAAAGCGACUAACAGAAGAGCAGAAAUUGUUUCACCAGCACAGAAGGUUGACGAGAGCUCAAUCUCAUCAUGGCUCUGAAGAAGAAAAAAAGAAAAGGAAGAUCUUAGCACGGAAAAAGUCAAAACGCUCUGCCUAUGAAAGUGGGGAAGAACACUCAGCAAAAUACAGCAAUUCAAAUAACUCAGCAGGCUCUGGGACGAGUUCCCCAUUAACAUCUCCAUCAUCCCCCACUCCACCCUCCACAGCAGGAGCAUCAUCGAUACCCCCAGCACCACCACCACCACCACUGUCACCAGCAGCUCCUCCUCCUCCUCCAAGUACAGAGGUACCAAUGCAGCCAAGCCCACGACCUGAUGUCAGUGCAAGCCGAGGAGCCUUACUCAGCUCCAUUCAGAACUUUCAGAAAGGAACUCUAAAGAAAACACAGACCUGCGACUACAGUGCUCCCAGGAUCAGCUGAGGCCACUGGACACACCAGGAUUGAAUUCCCUCUCCCCCUCCUGUGCUGUCUUGGAACAAGACCCUCCUGACCACUGAUCCACCAGCACAUUGUCACACUGUAGCUCCGUUUACCCUGUUUCAGCUUUCCUUGAGUAGCAGCACUGCCCUGGCUGAAUCGCAUUGCCACCUUGCAAUAAGUACUCUCCAUUCUUCACUUGGUUUCAAGAACAUUACUCUCUAGCUACAGGUUCAGGAGCACAGCAACUUCUAUGCAGCUGAAUAAAAAAUUAAAAAUAAGAAUUGCCAUGAUCAUGGUAAAUGAAUGCGUUCUUCCCAAGCUCUGUUCCACCCCUUUUUUCCAUAUUACAGGUCUGUAGUUUUAGCCUGCUCAGAUUUUCAGCUCUUUUCAUGCACUUGUAACUCAUCCUACUUCUUGCUGCACUGAAUCAGUAAGUUUUGUUUUAGAUAAUCCAUACCCCAACCCCAGCCCUCCAAUCCUUAAAUCAUACUGCACAGGCGAGGGAACUGGAGAAUUACAUCCUAUUCCCACCCUAGUUGCUGGUGGAGUAAAAAUGCUGUCUCAUUAAACUUGUUUAAAUGGCCAUCCUACCUGUAACUCUAAGGGAAGUGUUUUUAAAUGAGGAAAGGAGUUGAAAGGGGAGUUAACAGGGCACUGGGAUAUUAUUCUUGAUUUAGUUAAAUGCAAAGUUACUUCCAAGUUAAUUCUAGAGCUUAAACUUUAUUGAAAGAACCUUUUUUUGAUUUAAAACCUUAAACAAAUUGCACUUUAAAGGAUUAAAGAUAAUCCAUUUUUUUAAAUUCAAGUACAUCCGUGUUUGUUACUAUGCAGAGAAUGUCUGUACAAAGUUUCAUGCAACCUGUGAUAUCCAGUAAUUUUUAUUAAAGUAUUAAUGGAA
Messenger RNA from Melopsittacus undulatus (budgerigar), 3349 nucleotides. RefSeq names its product PX domain containing serine/threonine kinase like (gene PXK). The coding region runs from base 706 to 2451 and encodes 581 amino acids. Gene Ontology annotation, molecular function: protein kinase activity; phosphatidylinositol binding; actin binding. The transcript has 18 exons. NCBI's taxonomy places the organism in Eukaryota, Metazoa, Chordata, Aves, Psittaciformes, Psittaculidae. Gene Ontology annotation, biological process: protein phosphorylation; negative regulation of ATP-dependent activity; negative regulation of monoatomic ion transport. Gene Ontology annotation, cellular component: plasma membrane. The record is from RefSeq and is a predicted model, not a curated record.